Molecule: messenger RNA, 1220 nt
Organism: Cololabis saira (Pacific saury)
Lineage: Eukaryota; Metazoa; Chordata; Actinopteri; Beloniformes; Belonidae
Product: aly/REF export factor 2-like
Exons: 6
Coding region: 110-859 (249 amino acids)
Biological process (GO): mRNA export from nucleus
Cellular component (GO): nucleus
Molecular function (GO): mRNA binding
Source: RefSeq, a predicted model, not a curated record
UCCGUUCAACAUCGCGCCACCGGAGAUCAGCUGAUAAACAACAGCCACUCGACGCUUCACGCUUUUCUUUGUUCGUUUCCAUCGUCGUCUCCACGGCAUAAACAAGGCGAUGGCCGAUAAGAUUAACAUGUCCCUGGACGACAUCAUCAAGAUGAACAAGCGGGGCGGCCGCGGAGCGGAGUCGUCCCCGCGGGGAGGAAGUUCAGACCGGGUCGGGGGCUCGGCGGCGCGGGGUCGGCAGAACUUCAGCCGGGAGAGGAACAGCAGACCCGCUCCCUACACCCGGCCCAGAGAAUUACCAGACAAAUGGCAGCAUGACAUGUUUGAGGAGCACGCAGGUGGACAAAGAGGACAACAUGUUAGGACAGAAAGACGUGUAGAAAAUAGUGGCAAGCUGCUGGUUUCUAAUCUUGAUUUUGGAGUUUCUGAUUCAGAUAUCAAGGAUCUCUUUGCAGAUUUUGGGACAUUACAGACUGCGUCAAUACACUAUGACCGCUCCGGUCGUAGUAAAGGAACAGCAGAUGUCCACUUUGCAAAUAAGGAAGAUGCCCUCAAAGCUAUGAAACACUAUAACGGUGUUCCUCUUGAUGGUCGUCCAAUGAAAAUCCUAGAAGUGACUUCAGAAGGCAGUAGUGCACCGAGUUCAAAUGGGAAGUUUGAUCGGAGCAGACUCGGUCAGCCCAGGGUUGAAAGGCGGCAAGGCGGCAGCAGAGGAGGAUUCAGAGGGCGAGGGAGAGGAGGUGGAGGUGGAGGAGGAGGAGGAAGAGGUGGAGGUGGAAACAAACCCCAGCUAUCUGCAGAGGAGCUCGACGCUCAACUAGACGCUUACAAUGCUGAGUGUAAGAUGGACACCGCCUAAAGUAUUCGGAGGACGCUGUCCAGACAUGUGUUUUGAAGCCAUUUUAUUAUAUGAACCACUGAGGUCUCAUUCAUUUUUCUUUCUUUUUUUAUUAUGUUUAGGGCAGUUGUGUUUUGAAAGUCAUUUUAAUGUAUCAGAACAUUUAACUGCCUUAAAUUUGCAACGUGAUCUGUUUUAGUUUUUUUUUUUUUUUAAAUAUGUAACAUGUUUGCAUUUUUCUAUGGAGGGUUAUUUACUGUAAUGUUGAAUGUAUACACAAAUCCCAUCCGUCACCUGGUACUGUAUACUUGUGGACUUGUACAGAAUUUUGUACAUAAAUGGAUAAUACUGAAUUGUCUUUAAACAAAAUACUGUGUAUGGA